ACCAAAAUAUUGAAUCCUCACAACAAAAAAACUUAAGAGAGAGAGGAGGAGAAGAGAGAAAAAGAGGAUUUAUACCAAUCUCUCUUCUUUGGAUUUCUCAAUCAUAUUAAGAUUUUUGAUACGAAGAAAGUACCCCUUCCUAUUAAUUCUUUGAUUUUCUUGAAAGUGUUCUUCAUUUGAUGAAAAAAGAUUCAUAUACUUCUGCAAAUUAUGAGUAGGUUUCGCGUAAAUUCGUCUCCUGAAUUAGCUGCUCCAUCAACAUCUGAACAAUAUUACGAUGAUUCUGCAUUAGAAGGAGUUGCAGCAAAUGUAAAAUUAUUGCUGAAACUAAUCCAAGAUCACAAGGAUGCUUGUAAUAAAGAGAAAAAGGAUGGGAGAAGAAUGUUAAGGGUGGCUACAAUGAUGACAAUUCUUGAUAAUGUUAGGACAAGAAUUCAGAAAUGUCAAUCAUUUGGUAAUAAAACUUCAGAAGUUGAGAUGUGGCGAUGCAACACGGAUCUUAAGCCUAACCACGUUCCGAGGGACAAAAAGCAAGGGGAACCGAUAGCAGACGAGAAAGAAAGGCUACGAAAAGAGCUAAACGCGAGCUUGGCAGCACGAAAGAGCCUCGAGAUAAUGUGUUCAAGUUUGGGAAAAGAGAAAGAGAUUAUGGCCGCAGAACUUUCUAGAAAGGUACAUGAAUUGAAUGGAAUCGAAGAGCUCGUUAGUGAUUUGAAAGCACAAAAUGAGUCAUUGUUGGAAAAAGUACAAGAACGUGCUUUGGAUCAUGAAGAAAGGGGAGGCAAUAGAGGAGAAACACAAGGAAACCUAGACCUCCAAGAACGUAACAAAGUACUCUCAGAGCAACUUUUAAGGUCACUCGAUGGGUAUAGAUCCAUGAAGAGGAAACUAAAAGAAGCAAGAGAAGAAUACGUGGGGAUGCGUUCGACUAUGGAUGAAAUGGGGGCAAAAGCAAAAACGAGCCUAAACAGAGUCCGUAGCUUUAAAGAACGUAUGGCCUCUGGUAGUAAUCCACCAGUUGAUGUUCAAGAGGAAAUCGUCGCAUUGGAACAUAUGUUCGAGUGCUUCCAAAUGAUGGUUGAGAAACACGAGCAAAAGAAAGGAGAAUGUCUUCGGACAAAAGGAGAGAUCAAUACUUGUAAGCCUUCGGUUCUUGCAUGAAAGGAAAAGGUAACUCGUAGUCAGAGAAAGUAGAUCUUGAUUAAGCCAGUAUAGUUCCAUUUCUCAAUGGUGCAUGUAAUUGUUUUCUUAAAUUUUGGCAUUUUUAAUAAAUUUGAAAAGGGGCUCAUUUGUUCA
Molecule: messenger RNA, 1296 nt
Organism: Olea europaea var. sylvestris
Lineage: Eukaryota; Viridiplantae; Streptophyta; Magnoliopsida; Lamiales; Oleaceae
Exons: 2
Coding region: 211-1161 (316 amino acids)
Source: RefSeq, a predicted model, not a curated record